AUAUUGCACACAUAUUGUAUUUCCAUGGUAGAAUUAGAAUAAAGUUAAAAUGGAUGUGGCUGGCUUAUCUGAUAGUGACAUGCGAAAAGCUUUAGCAGAUUAUGGUGUAGAUGCAGGACCUGUUACUGCAACUACAAGAAGUAUUUACAGGAAGAAACUAUCUAAAGUUAUAUCAUCUCAAGAAAACUCUCAAGGGCAUUUUGUGGAUGAAAAUUACAGUGAAGUUGUAUCUUCAGCAACAUUUGACAUCAAUUCUUCAUCUGAUCAAGUUGAUUUUCAAAAGGUUAAAACAGAGAACAAGAAAAAAGAAAAAAGUCCACCGGAACCCACUAUUAAUACACAAUCACCAUAUCGUUACGCACAACACUCUUUUCCUUCAGAUGACAUCUUGAGACGUAGACCUCUCUAUACACCUGGUGGUACUCUCCGCACUAUCCCGAAGACGUCAUCUCCGUUAUCAGCCACUGUGAAACAGUUUGAUGAAACAGAUGGAAAAAAGGCUACAAAAAGCUCUUUCCUGUGGUGCCGUUUGUUGCUUGUUGUUUUGCUGGUGUGCGUUCUUCUCGUUGUGCUUGUUUAUUAUCACAUGGAGCAGAAUGAAGUUAGCAAAUUACCGAUAGAAAGUAAAGCAGGAACUUUUAAAUAAAAACAAAACAUUUUCUAGACACUCAGUUUUUUUAUAUGCCUGAAUUUGGCUGUGCAAACAUUUGAUGUGCAUUAACAUUUUCUUUUCUAAAAAUACAGAAAUAAGAAAUAGCGCCAAUCUGGAAAAAAUAAAGAAAUGACUUAAGUUUCAUAACACUUAAUUUUUAGACAAAAAUAAUCAUAAAAUUUAAGUUCAUCCAUAAUCACGAUUAAAUCAGUGUAAUUGUUGUAAAUCGUAUACUAUCAAGCUUUAAGCACCAAUCACCUAAAAUAAUCAGUGCCUUUGUAUAAAGCAAAUGUUAACAUUUUUAGACUCAAAAAGUUUUUUGUAUUAUUGUACCCAUAAGAGAUGCACAAAAAUUAAAUGAGCGUUAAACCUAAAAUUUCAUGAUUUAAGGUAUUUAGGGUAUUUUAUGAUUUAAGGUAUUUGUGGUAGAUUUGAAACAAUGACCUUACUUUAUGUCUGUUAAUAUAUAUAGAUUUUUUUUAUGAAUAGAAACUAUGUACCAAGUCGUUUGUGAGAAAUUUUACUGAGCUUUGGCUAGCCUAAAAAAUAUUGUUUGCUGUUGUGCAAUUUUAGUACUCAAACUUGUUCAUGUAUACAUAGACAAUGUAAAAUUAUUGAUUAUGUGAGGAUCAAAAAAAUGAAAAAAAAGAAAAACACACAGUGUAUUUUUUAAGUCCAGCCCUAGCUAAUAUAUGAGCUAUUUUAACAUGUAUACUUGCUUAUACUAAUUGCUAACUUUUGUGCAGCUGAUUUAUUUUCAGUCCAUCACGAGCAACAGAUCUACUUAUGCAUAAUUUUAACAACCAUUUUGCAAGCUCCUGUAAUGUAAUGAUUUAAAUGUAAAUUUUCUGUGUCUAUACAUGCAAUGACUCUAGUGUCCAAUCACCUGUUAACAAUUUUUAUCCUGCCGUGUCCUUUUCCUUAUUUACAUAUUUGUUAGCAUUUUUAAAGUUCUUUUGCUUCUUGUUUAUUUCAGACCGUUGUUGUAGUGAUUACUUAGUUGUAUAUAAUUACAGAAAAAUGUUAAUAAAUAUA
This is a messenger RNA of Hydractinia symbiolongicarpus, 1687 nucleotides long. RefSeq lists its product as uncharacterized. The coding region runs from base 50 to 646 and encodes 198 amino acids. The transcript is spliced from 3 exons. The record is from RefSeq and is a predicted model, not a curated record. Lineage: Eukaryota; Metazoa; Cnidaria; Hydrozoa; Anthoathecata; Hydractiniidae.